Molecule: messenger RNA, 1287 nt
Organism: Chrysochloris asiatica (Cape golden mole)
Lineage: Eukaryota; Metazoa; Chordata; Mammalia; Afrosoricida; Chrysochloridae
Gene: ISLR
Product: immunoglobulin superfamily containing leucine-rich repeat
Exons: 1
Coding region: 1-1287 (428 amino acids)
Molecular function (GO): protein binding
Source: RefSeq, a predicted model, not a curated record
AUGCCAGAGUUAUGCCUACUGUGCUGGGCAGUUCUCCUAGGCCUGGGCCACGCCUGUCCUGAACCCUGUGACUGUGGGCAGAAAUACAGCUUCCAGAUCGCAGACUGCGCCUACCGUGACCUAGAGGCCGUGCCGCCGGGCUUUCCAGCCAAUGUGACCACGUUGAGUCUGUCUGCCAACCGUCUUCCGGCCUUGCCAGGAGGCGCCUUCGAUGAGGUACCUCUGCUACAGUCACUGUGGCUGGCACACAAUGAGAUUCGUACGGUAGCUGCCGGUGCCCUGGCUCCUCUGGGCAAUCUCAAAAGCCUGGACCUCAGUCACAACGUCAUCUCAGACUUUGCUUGGAGUGACCUGCACAAUCUCAGUGCCCUGCAGCUGCUCAAGAUGGACAGCAAUGAGCUAACCUUCAUCCCCAGAGACGCCUUCCGCAGCCUGCGAGCCCUGCGCUCGCUGCAGAUCAACCACAACCGCUUGCACUCGCUGGCUGAGGGCACCUUCACGCCGCUCACUGCGCUGUCCCACCUGCAGAUCAACGACAACCCCUUUGACUGCACCUGUGGCAUCGUGUGGCUCAAAACGUGGGCCCUGGCUACUGCUGUGUCCAUCCCAGAGCAGGAGAAUAUCGCCUGCUCUUCACCACAUGUGCUCAAGGGCACCCCCUUGAGCCGCCUGCCGCCGCUGCCCUGCUCAGCGCCCUCAGUCCAGCUCACCUACCAGCCCAACCAGGAUGGAGCUGAGCUGCGGCCUGGCUUCGUGCUGGCGCUCCACUGCGAUGUGGAUGGGCAACCAGCGCCUCAGCUGCACUGGCACAUCCAGACACCCGGGGGCACCGUGGAGAUCACCAGCCCCAACGUGGGUGUGGAUGGGCAUGUCCCGCCUGGAGCCCCAGCAGCCAGUGGCAAACCUCGCUUCCAGGCCUUUGCCAAUGGCAGCCUGCUCAUCCCUGACUUUGGCAAGAUGGAGGAGGGCACAUACAGCUGCCUGGCCACCAAUGAGCUGGGCAGUGCUGAGAGUUCAGUGAAUGUGGCAUUGGCUACGCCGGGCGAUGGUGGCGAAGAUGCACUGGGCCACAGGUUUCGAGGGAAAACGGCCGACGGCAAGGGUUGCUACACUGUUGACAAUGAGGUGCAGCCUUCUGGCCCCGAGGACAACGUUGUCAUCAUCUACCUCAGUCGGGCUGGGAGCCCCGAGGCAGCAGUAGCGGCAGGUGUUGAUCCUGAGCAGCAGCCCCCUGGCCUGCUUCUGUUAGGCCCCAGCCUUCUUCUCCUCUUCCUUGCCUUCUUCUAG